Orussus abietinus is the source of this 1915-nucleotide messenger RNA. Its product is annotated as guanylate kinase. Bases 278 to 970 code for a protein of 230 amino acids. Gene Ontology annotation, molecular function: GMP kinase activity. The record is from RefSeq and is a predicted model, not a curated record. Lineage: Eukaryota; Metazoa; Arthropoda; Insecta; Hymenoptera; Orussidae. The transcript has 5 exons. Gene Ontology annotation, biological process: purine nucleotide metabolic process. Gene Ontology annotation, cellular component: cytosol.
CAUUAAUACUCGCUUUUUGUUCACCGGCGGCACCCUGUUCGCAGUUAUGACAUUCAUAUCCGUCACUGUACAUACAUACGACGUUUUUGCACGAACUCGUGUGCAUGAAUUGCCGUCAAUUACGUAUUUAAACGUUAAUGAGAAAGUUAAGUGAAACGUGACAUCAGCUGACGUCUCCGUAAGGAAGCUAUUUAUUCGCAACUUCCCGCUCGAUAGCGUCACCAAAUGGCAACCAAAUGUGGGUAGUUUUAAAGGCGAGACUUUCCUAACCUAAAAGAUGGUACUUGUACAAUUUGCCGAGCACUUGCGUUGCACGAUACGUCAGUUAAAUGCUGUAGGCCUGCGCUCUUACGAACGUAUUCUCGUUAGUCGUAACGUCCAUCUACAGAACACAAGGCGUCUCUUGGUAAUCGCCGGUCCCUCGGGCUCUGGCAAGAGUACGAUAUUGAAGCGUUUGUUCAACGAAUUCCCUGAUUCCUUCGGAUUCUCCGUUUCUCAUACUACAAGAGCGCCUCGUCUUGGUGAAGAAGAUGGAAAGCAUUAUUUUUUCACCUCCAAAGAGGAAAUGCAGAAGCAAAUUGACAAUGGGGAGUUUAUCGAGAGCGCCACUUUCAGUGGCAAUCUUUAUGGAACGAGUAAGAGAGCAAUCGAGGCCGUUCAGAAUGCAGGAAAGGUUUGCGUACUCGAUAUCGACGUUCAGGGUGUAAAGCAAAUUAAGAAAAGUUCUUUGGAACCGGUUUUUGUUUUUAUUAAGCCUCCGUCCUUCAACGAGUUGGAGAAGAGGUUAAGGAGUAGAAAUACAGAAUCCGAGGAGUCUCUGCAACGCAGACUAAACGCUGCCUUGUCGGAGUUACAGUACGGCGAGGAGCCAGGUAACUUCCACCUGAUCGUUGAAAAUAACAAUCUGGAGGAAGCAUAUGAGAAAUUACGAGAGUUUGUCCUCGCAAAACUCCUUAAGUCUCAAGAGUAAUGCAGUACGAUACCUUAUCCUUGUUACCAAUGAUUAAAAACUAAUGAAAAGGUCUUCGGAAAGUGUUUCUUUAACAAUAGUUUCACUAUAUUGUGAUAUGACGAUGGUUCGUUAUCUAUUGUUUGUAAUGUUUAGGGUUCGGUUAUGUCGUAGGGAAGGAAACUAUGCGAAUCAUUGUCACGGUAAGAUUGUGUAGGAAGUAUUCCAAUCAAGCUGGUAGUAGUUAUACGGUGGAAACAAUUGAAAACUGGUAGAAGAUAUCUUUUCCUCUUCGUACAUUUUUAUUUUUUAUAUAACGUGUACAAGUUUCUCCUUGUUUAAUUAAUGUCCGAGUAAUUGUAGUUAUGGGAUCACAGUGACUAGCAUUUAGGAGUCGGAGUACAAGAAGUUUGCAAAUCGGUGUCAAAAUUGUAUCGUAUACAUUCUUACAGUCGACAGCUUUAACUGCGAUGCUUAAAAGCGUAAUUCUAGUAUUCUAGAUAUUAAAACUCAGUUCGAUCAUACUAUUCGUAGCAACCUAGGAAUAGUUUAAGCAUCCAUAAAUGAAAAUGUUCAACCGUUAGAUUAUUAACAUUUAGUGAUUACUAAAAGUAAUUAGUCUUUAAUUCAUUGUGGAUCGGUUAAAGUUUAAUUACGCAAAGGCCAAAAUGAAACAGGUCUUUCAGGGAGCCUACGAGUUAUCCUAUAUCUAGUGAUUAAGAUAGAAUGGCUCAUGAUACUGCAUUUAUAUUAUUUUUACAAACAUAUUUAGAUAAACUGGAUUUAUUUAUUACGUUGUACCAUCGAAUGGAUUCCGACAUACAAUACACUAGUGCGAACAGAUGACCGUAUUUUGUUACAAAUAAUGAUACAAAUUAAAAAGGCACGUUACAAAAUAGUUCUUCAAAUUUACGCUCUAGAACAUUUAUUUAAUGCGUUAUGUCACACUGGAAAAAAUAUCCUGUU